CCCGUGACUUCCGUUUCCGGCGGCGCGCCCGCGCAGCAUCCGCGACUACCAGACCGUGCCGUUUCUGGCCGUAAGGAUCAAUUGACUUGCGAACUGGUCGAUACAAGAGACAACGGCGACCGACAACGAAGGUCGAAUGGUUCAUGUGUUAGCAUUGUAAUAAUAAAGCAAUGGCUGCUCAUCUCUUCAACCGCAUUGGGCAGGUUGGUCUUGGAGUCGCUCUUGUUGGUGGUGUAGUCAACUCUGCAUUAUACAAUGUUGAUGGUGGUCACAGAGCAGUUAUCUUUGACAGAUUUGCUGGCGUUAAGAACCUUGUUGUUGGUGAAGGAACACAUUUCUUCAUACCCUGGGUACAGAGACCCAUCAUGUUUGAUAUAAGAUCGCGACCCAGAAAUGUCCCCACUGUCACAGGAAGCAAGGAUCUCCAGAAUGUAAAUAUCACACUCCGUAUCCUAUUCAGACCGGUACCUGAUCAGCUGCCCAAGAUCUACACAAUCCUGGGAGUUGACUAUGAUGAGAGAGUGCUACCGUCUAUCACAUCUGAAGUCUUAAAGGCUGUAGUCGCACAAUUUGACGCUGGAGAACUUAUCACACAGAGAGAGGUAGUCUCACAAAAAGUAAGUGAAGGCUUGACAGAGCGAGCUGGCCAGUUCGGUCUCAUCCUUGAUGACAUCUCAAUCACACAUCUGACCUUCGGCAAGGAGUUCACACAAGCCGUCGAAUUAAAGCAAGUGGCUCAGCAGGACGCUGAAAAGGCGCGUUUCCUGGUAGAAAAGGCUGAACAGCAGAAAAAGGCUGCUGUUAUAGCUGCUGAGGGUGACGCGCAGGCGGCCGUACUUCUCGCUAAGUCAUUCGGCAGUGCUGGUGAAGGUCUCGUGGAGUUGCGUCGUAUCGAGGCAGCCGAAGACAUCGCGUACCAGCUCUCCAAGUCUCGCAACGUCACCUACCUACCUCAAGGACAAAACGUAUUGCUAAACCUUCCCACGCAAAACUAAACAAACCUUUAGUACGCAUCUGCAAAAUUAAUUUACAUAAUAAAAAUCAUAAACUGAAUAUACGGUUUAAUUACAGUGUUAAAAUAGGUGUUGGCUCUGUGAAAUUGCAUUUUAACUUACACAUAUAUUAUAACAAUGUUGCAUUUUGAUGAGACUUUCUGCUGUUUCCGCCGAUAGAUUGUAUUGUAGUCAUUUAUUAGUUUUAUGAAAAAUUGUAAUUACGCCAUUAAACUAUACUUUUGUUGAAAGUCGUUUUAUA
Molecule: messenger RNA, 1254 nt
Organism: Hyposmocoma kahamanoa
Lineage: Eukaryota; Metazoa; Arthropoda; Insecta; Lepidoptera; Cosmopterigidae
Gene: Phb1
Product: protein l(2)37Cc
Exons: 7
Coding region: 171-995 (274 amino acids)
Biological process (GO): mitochondrion organization
Cellular component (GO): membrane; mitochondrion
Source: RefSeq, a predicted model, not a curated record